GGUUGCCGUGGAAAAGGAAAAUAACAACACAGAGAGCACUGUCUAACAGAGCAUCGCAAGAGUUAAUUCUUAGGGUCCACGCUCACCUUGACUCCCUUGCCCCCACGUGUUCUCGGCUGUCCAGCGGCGCGGCGCCUUCUGGAGCCUGGAGCCUGGGAUCUCAGACUCCACCGCGCACCGCCGCCCCUCAGCCCGGGGCCGGCGUCGGAUGCGAGAGCCUGUGGCUAAGUAAGAAAUCCAGCCUCACUGAAGACAUUCAAGGAAAAGGCGGGGCAGUUGCUUUUCCAGAGCAGAAAGGAAACUCAUGCAUCAGCAAAGGUUGACCUCUGACUCUUUCUGGAAGGGAAUCACGGUGAUUGACAAACACAUUGAAAGAAUAUGGCUGCACAGAUACCAGAAUCCGACCAGAUAAAACAGUUUAAGGAGUUCCUGGGAACCUACAAUAAACUUACAGAGACCUGCUUUUUGGACUGUGUUAAAGACUUCACAACAAGAGAGGUGAAGCCUGAAGAGGUUACCUGUUCAGAACAUUGCUUACAGAAAUAUUUAAAAAUGACACAGAGAAUAUCCAUGAGGUUUCAGGAAUAUCACAUCCAGCAGAAUGAAGCUUUGGCAGCCAAGGCAGGACUCCUGGGCCAGCCCCGGUAGAAACUCCGAGACACAGACUUGCCCUGGGAUUGCCGCAGCCGGUGCGCUGGCCAUGCAGGUUCACCUGGUAGAACCCUGCAGCAGCGCAGCAGGAGUGGAGGGGAGCCAGCUGUCUAACUGCCUGACCAGUGGGAACCCCUGGAGAAACAAAUCACCCUUCACCAGAAGGAAGCGGAAUAGAAGGCCUUCCGCUUGUGAGAAUGGUAAGAGGCGACAUUGUUGAGGCCUUAAGAUUCAGCUGCGUGGUCACCUUGAUUACAAAAAUAAACCAUUGUUCCUUUCUUUGUGACUGUUAAUUUUAAAAGCAAAAUAUGUGUCCAAUCAUGUAUGAGUUAGAAAAAAUUUAUUACUAAAAGUAAAAUAAAUGAAAAUAUCACUGA
Molecule: messenger RNA, 1028 nt
Organism: Onychomys torridus (southern grasshopper mouse)
Lineage: Eukaryota; Metazoa; Chordata; Mammalia; Rodentia; Cricetidae
Gene: Timm9
Product: translocase of inner mitochondrial membrane 9
Exons: 7
Coding region: 379-648 (89 amino acids)
Source: RefSeq, a predicted model, not a curated record